Condylostylus longicornis is the source of this 2781-nucleotide messenger RNA. RefSeq names its product SOX domain-containing protein dichaete (gene Sox21b). The record is from RefSeq and is a predicted model, not a curated record. The transcript has 7 exons. Lineage: Eukaryota; Metazoa; Arthropoda; Insecta; Diptera; Dolichopodidae. The coding region runs from base 456 to 2069 and encodes 537 amino acids. Gene Ontology annotation, biological process: regulation of DNA-templated transcription; anatomical structure morphogenesis; cell differentiation. Gene Ontology annotation, molecular function: RNA polymerase II cis-regulatory region sequence-specific DNA binding; DNA-binding transcription factor activity, RNA polymerase II-specific.
ACAAUAAAAGAAAAAUUGUGAUUUUUGUUGAUUGUUGCACAAAAGUUUUGAACAAAAAUUUUUUUUAAUACAAAAGCAACAAGAAAACCAAAAUAUUCAAAUUCCAAAAAAGUCAAAAUUUGUAUUUUAUACAAUAUUUUUAUUUUAAUUCAAAUGUAAAAUAAUUUAUUAAGAUAUCAAAAAAAAAAAAUAUUGAAAAAUAUUAAGAAAAAAAAAAUUGUGAAAAGAAAACAGAAAAUUAAUAAAUUACUAAAAUUAACUAAAAAAGAGAGAAAAAAAAAACAACAAUUUAUAUUAAUAACAGUUAUAACACGGUACAUCUUAAAUUAAAAAAAAAAGAAUAAUAAAAAAACUGUGAUUUUUUUUGUUAAACUUAACAAAUAAGAAAAGUAAGACGACAGCAAAAGAAACAAAGUGAUGACUAUUGGAAGCCGAUUGACCAAACCAUUUUCAAAAUGAUGGACCGUAUACCAUCUUUAUCCUUUUCUGGGAUUUCAUUAACACAUCCGCUAUCAAUAUCAACAAACCAAAGUUUACAAAAUCAUCAAUCGAUGACACAACAUUUAAAUUCACAUCAUAGUCAUUCGGCACACAGUCAUCUAUCAUUGAAUUCGUUAAGUUCUUUACAUCACGCCCAACAAAAUUUACAUUCAUCGAAUAACGGUGGUGGUGGUGGAUCAGUUUCAACACCAAAUUCAUCAUCAACUGGUGGUGUAUCAAUAUCAUCACCAUCAUCAGCUGCAUCGGUUUCUAGUUCAUCAUCUUUAUUACAUCAUUCAGCAGCUGCACAUCAUCUUCAUUCACAACAUCAUUCUGGAAGUGGUACAGGAAGUAGUGGCAGUGGUGGUAUCGGAGUUAAUAGUAAUAGUUUACAUCAUUCAAUUCAUUCACAAAGUAAUCAUCAUUUAGGUUCAACAUCAAGUUUAGGCGGUAGCAGUAGUUCACAAUCAUCAUCAAUGAGUAAUUUACAUCAAAAUAUGGGAAGUUUAAUGAAUAGUGGUAGUAGUGCUAGUGAUGUAUUUUUUAGUUUAAUGAUACAAAACACAACGAAACGUCAACAGGAAGAACAUAUAAAACGGCCAAUGAAUGCAUUUAUGGUAUGGUCAAGAUUACAACGUCGAAAAAUUGCACAAGAUAAUCCAAAAAUGCAUAAUUCCGAAAUAUCUAAACGAUUGGGUGCCGAGUGGAAACUUUUAACAGAAGAUGAAAAACGACCGUUUAUAGAUGAGGCAAAACGACUUAGAGCAAUGCAUAUGAAAGAGCAUCCUGAUUACAAAUAUCGUCCAAGAAGAAAACCAAAAGCAUUAAGACGUGACGGAUACCCGUAUCCAAUGCCAUAUCCAUCAGUGCCAGUUGAAGCUUUAAGAGCAGGCAUUACACCAGGUUAUUUUGCACCAGGACCAGCUGCAGCAUAUCAUUUAGGAAGUCAUCUAUCACAAACGAGUCCAACAACUUCACAGAGUCAAAUGGAUGUUUCAAAAUUUGGUUUAGAUCGUAGUUCUGCUUAUUUAAGUUCAGCAGCAGCAGCUGGUAGUUUAUAUGAUACAUCGAAAGCAGCACAAGCAAGUGCCUAUAGUGCUUAUUUGGAUCCGACUGUUUUAACAAAAGCAUAUUUUGAUUCAAAAAUGUAUCAAGAUCGUGCAGCUAAUUAUGCACUCGAUAUAUCAAAAAUUUAUGGUAGUUCAGCAUCAUCAUCAGCUGCUGCUGUUGCAUCAUCAUCAACGGCAUCCGGUUCUUCGGGUGGUAUGUCUGGUAGUUUACAACAAUCAACAUCAUCCGGAUCAUUACAACAACAUCAUUUAUUAAAUGGUCUCAGUAGUAGUAGCGGUAGUGGUGGUAAUAGUGGUGGAAAUAAUAAUGGACCCAAUAAUAAUAAUAAUAAUAUUGGUGAUGAUCGUGAAGCAACACCACAAUUAGAUAACGGUGAUAAUAAACAUUUAAGUUCAUCAAAUGAUAGCAAUCAAAUUGAUUAUAGCAGUUAUACAGCACAAUAUUCAGCAGCUGCACAGGCACAAGUUGCUGCUAGUGGAGGUGGAGAUUUUCGCCGUCCAUUAACAGUUAUAUUUUGACCAGGGAAACAUUUUUAAAUAAGAAUUUUAAAAUUAUUAUUAUUAUAAAAAUGAAAAUGAGAUAUUUAAGAAGAAAAUCGUAAAUUAAUUAAAUGACAAAAAAAAAUAAUAAUAAAAAUGCACUUUAAGAUUUUUAUUAUAUCAAUUAAGUAUUACAUAUUAUAUAAUUUAAGAAAGAGACAGAUAUAUAUAAAUAAAUAUAAAUGAAGCGAAUUCAGAUAUUAUAUAUAUAUAUAUAUACUUAUAUAUAUACGUAAAAUUAAAGUAAGAAAAUCAUUUUAAAAUAAAAUAGAAGGAAAAUUUAAUAAUUGUAAAAUUAGGAACCUUUCUUCUUCUUCAUUUUAUCUCUUUUUCUUUACUUAAUAUUCAUAUAAACAUUACCUCAGUCACUAUAUUUAAUUAUUGACUCACCUAUUAACAAUAAAAAUUUCAACGCAAAGUGUUGCCGCUUUUUCAAGUUUAGUCGGUUUGCCGCUUUUCGGUUUGUAUUAAAACUGCGUUUUCUAAUAGAAAUUUUAGUUUGGCAGGAAUUGAGUUCAUCUUAGCAUAUCUAAUGGAAUUUUAGUUCAUGAUUUGAAACAUACAAUAUUAUAGUUACUAAAAGCACUUUCACAAUUUAAUUGCUAAAUUCAAUUGAGUGUUAUUUAAGUUUUACCGUCGUAUAACGUCACCUGAUAAAUUUAAUCGCAUUUAUUGCUAUAUUUUGUUAAUU